CCGAAAAUGGCGCGAAAGCCCUGCAACUUUCCGGCUAGUUUCCGUCCAUUUUCCGUCGCUACCUUCCUCGUGUUCAUCCUCUCCCUCAAUUCUUUCCCCCAGUUCUCCGCCGGAGGCCACAACUACCGCGACGCACUCCGCAAGAGCAUCCUCUUCUUCGAAGGCCAACGCUCUGGAAGACUCCCACCGGAUCAACGCCUCCGCUGGCGCAAAGACUCCGCAAUGCACGACGGAUCCUCCGCCGGAGUGGACUUGACGGGAGGGUACUAUGAUGCCGGAGACAACAUAAAAUUCGGGUUUCCAAUGGCUUUCACCACCACAUUGUUGUCGUGGAGCAUUAUAGACUUCGGGCGGAGCAUGGGCGGCGAGCUGCCCAACGCGGUGGCGGCAGUGAGGUGGGCGACGGACUACCUGCUGAAGGCCACCGCUAGGGACGGCGUUAUAUAUGUCCAAGUGGGUGACGCAUUUUCCGACCACAAGUGCUGGGAGAGGCCAGAGGACAUGGACACUCCGAGGACGGUGUACAAGGUUGACCGGUACAAUCCGGGCUCCGACGUCGCCGGAGAGACGGCGGCUGCUCUGGCCGCCGCGUCAAUCGUGUUCCGGUCACGUGACCCUGCUUACUCUAGGCUUCUACUGGACCGUGCCGUUAAAGUUUUUGCGUUUGCUGACAAGUAUCGUGGUGCAUACAGUAAUGGUGACUUAUCUAGUGCAGUUUGUCCUUUCUACUGUGAUGUCAAUGGGUAUUAGGACGAAUUGCUGUGGGGGGCUGCAUGGCUACACAAGGCGUCAAGAAGGCGGGAAUACAGGGAAUACAUAGUGAUGAAUGAGGUGAUCUUGAGAGCCGCAGAAACCGUCAAUGAAUUUGGAUGGGAUAAUAAACACGCCGGAAUUAAUAUUCUCUUAUCCAAGGAAGUGGUGAUGGGGAAAGCAAAUGAUCUGAAAUCCUUUAAUAUCAUGGCUGACGACUUCAUCUGUUCUAUCUUGCCCGGAAUCUCUAAUCCUCAAGUUCAGUACUCUCCAGGUGGAUUGAUCUUCAAGCCAGGAAGCUGUAACAUGCAACAUGUAACAUCCUUAUCUUUCUUGCUACUGACAUACUCCAAUUAUCUAAGCCACGCCAAUCGUGCCGUGCGAUGUGGCGCCACAUCGGUUAGCCUGGCCAAACAUCAGGUGGACUACAUUCUCGGAGACAAUCCACUUGACAUGUCAUACAUGGUAGGAUACGGUGAACGUUACCCACAAAGGAUUCAUCACCGGGCUAGCUCAUUACCAUCCGUGGAUGCCCACCCGGCCCGAAUUGGGUGCAAAGCGGGGUCUCGUUAUUACUUAAGUCCAAACCCAAAUCCCAAUCUUCUUAUAGGAGCAGUGGUCGGUGGGCCCAAUAUGACUGACCAUUUCCCAGACUCAAGAACUUUCUAUGACGAGUCGGAGCCCACUACAUACACAAAUGCACCAUUGGUGGGCCUACUAGCUUACUUUUCGUCUCACCCUUGAUUUCUUUCACUUGUGGAGUGCAAAGACCCAAUGUAGCGGUGUGCAAAGGCCACCCUCUCUCUAUAAGAAAAUUUUACUGUGGAUCAUGGUUUA
Ipomoea nil (Japanese morning glory) is the source of this 1587-nucleotide messenger RNA. RefSeq names its product endoglucanase 8-like. Lineage: Eukaryota; Viridiplantae; Streptophyta; Magnoliopsida; Solanales; Convolvulaceae. The transcript has 7 exons. Bases 7 to 750 code for a protein of 247 amino acids. Gene Ontology annotation, biological process: carbohydrate metabolic process. Gene Ontology annotation, molecular function: hydrolase activity, hydrolyzing O-glycosyl compounds. The record is from RefSeq and is a predicted model, not a curated record.